This is a messenger RNA of Nicotiana attenuata, 2129 nucleotides long. RefSeq names its product NADPH:adrenodoxin oxidoreductase, mitochondrial. The transcript is spliced from 14 exons. Bases 221 to 1681 code for a protein of 486 amino acids. Lineage: Eukaryota; Viridiplantae; Streptophyta; Magnoliopsida; Solanales; Solanaceae. Gene Ontology annotation, molecular function: oxidoreductase activity. The record is from RefSeq and is a predicted model, not a curated record.
GGUGCUCCUUUUCUCUCUCUUGACAUCGGGCUAUUUCUUCUAAACCCAAAACAAAUUUCAUCCUUUCACACGUCUCUCUCUUUAAGGAUCAAGCAGCCGCCGAAUCUUUUUCUGGGCUAUAUUUUAAACAGCAGCCUCUAAAAGUGGCUAGAGUGCGGUUAACCCGUUACCAGAGCAGACGGAAAUUUUCUCCAUUGCCGGAAUAGAGAAAUCUGGAGAGAUGGCUGUUUCAAGAGCACUCAGAAGGUUCUGGAGAAGCUAUUCAACGGUUUCGUCGGAGCGACUACGCUUUUGCAUCGUCGGCAGCGGACCUGCCGGUUUCUACACUGCUGAUAAGAUAUUGAAAGCUCACGAGAGAGCUGAAGUAGAUAUAGUGGAUCGGUUACCGACGCCAUUUGGAUUAGUCAGGUCCGGAGUCGCUCCUGAUCAUCCUGAUACCAAGAUUGUGACAAACCAGUUUUCUCGGGUUGUUCAAAAUGGACGUUGCUCGUUCAUUGGGAAUGUGUUGAUUGGAACUUCCAUAUCAUUGGCUGAGCUGCGUGAAUUAUAUGAUGUGGUGGUGCUUUCUUAUGGAGCUGAAAGUGAUCAAGCUCUAGGAAUACCAGGAGAGGAGUUGGCUGGUAUAUACGCUGCCAGAGAAUUUGUUUGGUGGUAUAAUGGGCACCCAGACUGCCGAAAUCUGGCACCAGAUUUGAAGAGCUCCGAUAUUGCUGUAAUUAUUGGUCAGGGAAAUGUAGCUCUUGACGUGGCGCGUAUCCUUUUACGACCAACUUCAGAAUUGGCAACAACUGAUAUCGCCUCCCAUGCGUUGGCAGCUUUAGAAGAGAGCUCCAUUAGAAAAGUAUAUUUGGUUGGACGACGUGGAGCAGCACAAGCAGCCUUCACGGCAAAAGAGCUGCGUGAAGUUCUAGGUAUUAAGGAUCUAUUCAUUGAAAUUCAGCAAGCAGAUUUAAGUAAAACCCCAGUAGAUGAGGAAGAACUAAAGAGUAACCGGAUUAAAAGGAGAAUUCAUGAACUGCUGUCCAAGGCAGCCACUUCUGCAGCUUCCGUAUGUAGUCCAGGUCAAAAAGAACUGCACUUUGUCUUCUUCAGAAAACCAGACAGGUUUCUGGAAUCAGAUUGUAGAAGUGGUCAUGUUGCUGGUUUGCGCUUGGAGAGGACAAUUCUUAAAGAAGAUGCUGGCUCUGGGAGGCAGAUUGCAGUUGGUACUGGACUUUUUGAUGAAAUGGAAUGCGGGCUGGUAUUGAAGAGCGUUGGUUACAAGUCGAGACCUGUUGAUGGCUUGCCCUUUGAUCACCAUAAAGGAAUUGUUCCAAAUGUUCAAGGACGUGUGUUAAGCGAAGCUUCUGGAGAUGCACUAGUAGAGAAAGGCUUAUAUGUAUGUGGGUGGUUGAAGAGAGGACCAACUGGGAUAAUAGCUACAAAUCUUUACUGUGCUGAAGAAACUGUCGCUAGCAUAUCAGAAGACGUACAGAGAGGAUUGGUAACUUCAAGCUCUGGCUUACCAAAGCCCGGAAGGGACGGCCUGCUCCAACUGCUAGAUAGCAGGAAUGUCAAAAUCGUUCCAUUUGGUGGCUGGGAAAAGAUCGACAGUGAAGAGAAAAGGAGAGGGAGUCUGAAAAACAAACCCAGGGAAAAACUUACCACUUGGCAGGAAUUACUAGAAGUUGCCGCCAAGUGAUGAAAAGUGUGUCCAGGAUGGCAGAUUUUGCUCACAUCUGGUCGUUUUCCUGGUGAAGCAUGAACUUGAUAACUCCUUCAGAUGUGUUGCAUUUGAUUGGCCCUCGGCAUAUAGAGGAUUGACAGUGCAUUUAAGGAAACAUGAGAAAUAAUCAGUCCUGCCUAAUUAACUCCUUAUGGGCUCUUCUGUUCCUUGAACCUUCUACUGAUGUGGUGACAGAUACUAACCAGGUUCUGGCAGAUGACGAGUUUGGUAACACAUUCAUCAUUUGAAAUUGAGCACUGCAGUUGUAUUACAAGCUAGCAUAUGCAUUUUUCAUUUGUCCAAGUGUAACACUCCAUAGAAGUUUCAACACUCGCUAAAAAUAGAAUUUAAUUUUUUUGUUUUAAAAAAAUAAUCUUAUAUUAUACUUCUAUUAAAGAUUUAAACCCUGGUGAUUGACAUUUGA